AUGACGACAGACACGUUGUUCCCAGGCUUCACGCCCUUUGACAUAACAACAGAUGCCACGAACAACAUCUCCAUCCACGGAAUUAAGGGCGGCGAAGGCCCGCCUCUGCUCCUAAUCCACGGCUUCCCCCAAACGCACGCCAUCUGGCACGCGGUUGCGCCGCAGCUGACGUCUUCGUACACGGUCGUUGCCAUCGACAUCCGCGGCUAUGGGGCGUCAUCGAAGCCACCGCCAACGGCCGACCACGCGCCCUAUAGCAAGACGCACAUGGCGCACGACUGCAUCGCCGUCAUGCAGCACUUUGGCUUCUCGAACUUCUUCGUCUGCGCCCACGACCGCGGCGCACGCGUCGCACACAAGCUCGCCGUGAACCACCCCGACGCCGUCAGGAAGAUGAUUUUGCUCGACAUCUGCCCCACGCUGGCCAUGUACGAGCAGACGGAAGCCGGCUUCGCGACGGCGUAUUGGCACUGGUUCUUCCUCAUCCAGCCCCACCCGGCGCCUGAGACGUUCAUGAGCGCGUCGAGGGCCCGCGAGUGGCUGGCCAUGUUCACUAUGGGCGCGAAGAAUCCUGAGGGCAAGGGCAUGGCAUUUUUCAAGCCCGAGGCUUUCGAGGAGUACGUGCAAGCAGCCCAGAAAGAGGGGAGCGUGGCGGCGUAUUGCGAAGAUUACCGUGCUGCGGCGACAGUGGAUUGCGAGGAACAGAGGAAGGAUAGGGAGGCUGGGAAGAAGAUUAAGUGUGAUUUGAGAGUGCUGUGGGGAAAGAAGGGUGUUAUUGAGAGGUUCUUUAAGGCGCUGGAUGAGUGGAAGAAGGUGAGCGAGGGAGAGGUGAGCGGUGGGCCGGUGGAGAGCGGGCAUUAUAUCCCGGAGGAGGCACCGGAGGACGUGCUGAAGAACAUCAAGGAGUUUCUGGUCUGA
Molecule: messenger RNA, 918 nt
Organism: Lasiodiplodia theobromae
Lineage: Eukaryota; Fungi; Ascomycota; Dothideomycetes; Botryosphaeriales; Botryosphaeriaceae
Product: Alpha beta hydrolase fold protein
Exons: 1
Coding region: 1-918 (305 amino acids)
Molecular function (GO): hydrolase activity
Source: RefSeq, a predicted model, not a curated record